AACAAGAAUAGAGAGAGAGAGAGAGAGAGAGAGAGGGGAAAAUGUUGACCUAUUCUGAGUUUUCUUUGAUGCUCAGAAGUCCCAAAUCAAAAAAGAAUCCAAGGUAGUUUUUGUUUCUUGAAUUGCCCAUGAAGGAGCAACCCACCUGAUUGAUUAAGGAGGCAGAUCAUGUUUGAAGGUAACUGACCAAAAUACCAAACUUAGAGAUUAGAGCUCAACAUUUACUGCGUUUGAAGGUAAAGGGUUGGCAUGAAAGUUCCCAGGUGAGUGGACAUUUCCUUAAUUCCAAAAGAAUCCUGCCAGAAGAACAGAUGAAUGUAGCAACUUUCAGUGACUCUUUCAUUCCCAUCUCCCCAAUUCCAAAAGAAUCUUGCCAGAAGAACAGAUGAGUGUGGCACUUUCAGUGAUUCUUUCAUUCUCAUCUUCCCUACUUCCAAAAGAAUCUUGCCAGUAGAACAGCUGCAGUGACACUCUUUCAAUCUCACUUAUUUACUUCUUUGUUCUGCCAUUCCACCGCUUGAUAAUUUGAUGUUCAUUUCAUAGUUGGAUUCCUAUGGAAGGUGAAGUGGUAUUAGUGGCAAUUGAUGCAAGUGAGGAGUUGACAGACCAUUCCCUAGAAUGGGCAGUGCAGAAUUUGAUCAAACCCAUGGAUUCCUUAAUUUUUCUUGCCCUUCUUCCUACUUGCCCAAGUCCUUUUGCUUCUGGGAGUUGGGCCAAUCAGGCUAGGUUUCAGCAGUUUAUAGCUAGCCUGCUAAAGAAAUGGGGACUACAUCACAACAGGGAAGAUUCUUCCAGUCAGAUCAAACUCAUCAAUGGUGUUGAUCGUGAAUGGUCUAAUAGAACAGAUGAGACCUGUGUGAAGAUGAUAAAGCAAAUAUGUUUGAAAAACAGAGUUAGACAGACAUUCCAGGUGAAAAUGCAAGCAAAGAUUGUCUCCAAUGCAAUGAUGGGCUCAGUAGCUACAGAAGCUAAAGAACUCAAAGCAACAUGGGUAGUUCUUGAUCGGCACUUGAGGAAGGAAAGUGCUUUCUGCUUGAAACGACUGAAUUGCAACAUCAUUCUUAUGGAUCACAGUACCCCAAAAAUCCUAAGAUCAAUCAACUUUCAAUUGUCCAAAAGCAUUGAUGUGCAUGAACUUCAAAAGGAUCCCAUGAUAACCUACAAUUUGGGUGUUGCAUCAGCUUUAGAUCUCAAUAAUAAAGGUACGGAAUAUGGAAAUUUUCAUGGAGUCACCAGUUCCAGCACUGAAUGUGAUUCUGCAGAGACUUUUUCUCUUCAGCACUCGCAGUUAAUGCACCGUGAAUUUGUAUCUCGAGCCACAUAUUGCUCUACUCCUUUUAUUAAAUCACAACUACUGAAUAAGGUAACAAAGUUCAAUCCUGAUGGAAUGCUUAAGUCCUCAGCCACCUCCAUGAAAGGGAGAAGAAGUUACACUGGUCUGUUAGUUAAGAGUGAUAAAAACCAAGGGAAAAGUGUAAUAUUGCCAGCAAUAGAGCCUUUACCAAGUAGAAAGUCAACAGAAUCACCACGUUUAUGGCAUAAUUUUGGGAGACUGACUCAACAAAAGCAACUUUUAAUUAGUAGAAGAGCCUCCAAGGAUGAUAGUGAAAAUCACACAAUUGUGUCACUCUCUGCUCCAGCAAUCAGUAGAACAUCAAGCAUAAGAAGAGCUAUGUCUCUACCCAUCAGAAAGCCUUCAAAUCCUCCACCUCUUUGUUCUAUGUGUAAGCACAAAGCUCCCGUCUUUCACAGGUCCCCAAGGCAGUUCAGUUACCAAGAGAUUGAAAGAGCAACAGAUAGAUUCUCAAGUGAAAAUUUCUUGGCUGAGGGAGGACAUGGUCCUGUGUUCAGAGGUGUCUUGCCCGAUGGGCAGGUUGUUGCAGUUAAACAUCAUGGGCUGGCAAGUGCACAUGGAGCAUCAGAAUUUUCAUCAAAGGUUGAAGAGCUGAGUUGUGCUCAACACAAGAAUUUGGUGAUGUUGGUAGGCUACUGCAUAGAAAAGGAAUGGCUCCUUGUCUAUGAGUUUGCUUGCAAUGGUUCCUUAGACAAUCACUUGUAUGGUAAGUGUUUUCAUGGUUUGGCAGGAACAAAGACAAAUGAAGUAAUGACUUGGGCUAAAAGAAUGAAGGUUGCCAUUGGAGCUGCAAGAGGGUUAAGAUAUCUUCACGAAGAUUGUCGAGUGGGAUGCAUUAUUCAUGGUGACUUCAGACCAAACAAUGUUCUUCUCACCCAUGAUUUUGAACCCUUGGUUGGAGAUUUUGGCCUAGCACGGUGGAAAGUGGAUGAUCAAUCUGGUGAUGAGACAUGCAUCAUUGGUUCUUUUGGGUAUCUAGCCCCAGAGUACAGACAUACUGGACAAUUAACAGCGAAAGCUGAUAUAUACGCAUUUGGAAUUGUCUUAAUGGAACUCUUAAGUGGCCUAAACAACAUUGAUUCGUCAAGAAGUGAGGAACACCAAAUCUUACCAGAAUGGGGUUCUCCAUCUCUUGAGAAGAAGAUGAUCAACCCUUGCUUGCAUGGUAACUUCAUGAACAAGGAGGUUGAGUGCAUGAUGUAUGCUGCCAGUUUGUGCAUCUUACCCCAUCCUGAAAGAAGGCCACCAAUGUCAAAGGUAUUGAAGAUAUUGGAAGGAGACAUGCCUGGUGAUAUAGCAUAUCAGUGUGCAGAAUGGAACACUAAUUUAGAACUUCAAAGGAAGAGUAAUUAUGCUGCAGAUGUAUCAUUGGAUCUAAUUCAAGACUCCAGCCCUUGCUAUCAAAUGACUCCAUUAAUGCAUCAUAUGAAGCUCUCUCCAUCUAUUCAUGAUGUGUAUAGAGGCAAUGGAUGCAACAACAAUAUUAACAGAACCUAUUUGGAAGACACAGACAAUUUCUUGAAUCAAACUCAUCGAAUACGGAAUAGCAGUCCUUUGCAUAUGAUUCAAUCAGAUGACCUUGAAUUAUGAAGCUCUCUCCAUCCAGUAUCAUUGCACACAGAAGCGACAGUAGCAGCAGCAAUAUCAAGCAAGCAUCCUAUAUAAAAUGGAGAGAUUAAGCAGAAGUUGGAGCUUGAACCAAACUCUGCAGCUUUUGGGGUAACAAACAUAAAGCAUGUCUAAGAAAUCUAAGGAGCUUGCUGAUGAAAUUCCCAAAUCCAUCAAGUCCAAUUACUCAUUUGAUUGGAAUCAACCAGUAAUGAAAUUGGAACAUGCAUCAACAAUGAAGAUGGGGCUCUGGCUCUUCAAAUUUUGAAUUAAACAAUGUGAGAGUGUGGAAAAGUGUAUAAAUUUUAGAAAUUAGGCUAGUGUCAAAAUAAUACACAAUCAUACCCCUCAUACUAUAAGGGAAAGACCAUGUCAACUUGAUAACCAUCUUUGACAUUGAAUUCAAAAUUUAAAUUUUAAAGGUUUGUUGUAAUUGGAUAGUAUUGUUGUACCUUGUUGUAACUCCUCACAUCAAGAAUGUUUAAAUACAGAAAAUUUCCAUACAAAA
Macadamia integrifolia is the source of this 3470-nucleotide messenger RNA. RefSeq names its product inactive protein kinase SELMODRAFT_444075-like. Gene Ontology annotation, molecular function: protein kinase activity; ATP binding. NCBI's taxonomy places the organism in Eukaryota, Viridiplantae, Streptophyta, Magnoliopsida, Proteales, Proteaceae. The transcript has 11 exons. Gene Ontology annotation, biological process: protein phosphorylation. The coding region runs from base 554 to 2944 and encodes 796 amino acids. The record is from RefSeq and is a predicted model, not a curated record.